Molecule: messenger RNA, 576 nt
Organism: Cucurbitaria berberidis CBS 394.84
Lineage: Eukaryota; Fungi; Ascomycota; Dothideomycetes; Pleosporales; Cucurbitariaceae
Product: AMFR protein-like protein
Exons: 2
Coding region: 1-576 (191 amino acids)
Molecular function (GO): ubiquitin binding
Source: RefSeq, a predicted model, not a curated record
AUGGCAGAACAAUCCAUAAACAUUCCUCAAGUCCUCGUCUUCAUUGUUGUCACCUUCCUCGCCGUACGAUGGUACUUGAGCAAGCCCUCCACAGAAGGCACGCGAGCAGCAACCGCAAACCGCUCUGGCUCUGCCCCACGCAUAAACCCCGCCCAGAUACACCAAGUAGCAGACAUGUUCCCGCACCUAAGUAGACGGGAUAUUGGAUGGGAUUUGCAGAGGAAUGGCGGAAACCUUACGGCCACCACGGAGAGGGUGUUAAGCGGGCGGGGUCUGGAUAGCGCACCAGCGUCAUUCGUAUUACCAGAAGAUCGUCGAACUGCCCAGCCCGCGCGAACAGCAACACCGGUCGCCAAACCAGUACACCCCGAUUUGAUAACGAAAUACAACCUAUCAACGAAGCUGUCACAAACCGCGCAGCCGACCGACAUCGAGCAACCAAAAGUAAAGUCAUGGAGCCAAGACCGUAAUGAGAGGCAGGCAAACCUCCAAAGACGGAGAGAGGAGAUGAUCCUUGCAGCGAGGAGAAAGCUGGAAGAGAAAGAGAAGGCAAAGGCUUCUGGAGCGACGGCUUAG